AUAACUCAUUCAUUCUCACAACCCCACCAACACAACCACACACUUUCAUAGUUUCAUUCAACAGUCUCAGUAAAAAAAUUAAACAAAUAAACAAGAAAAAAAAAAAAAACACUUCUUUUAGUUUUUCUCUCUUUUUUUUUUAAAAAGAAAAAAAGAGAAAACAGAGGAAACAGAGGAAAAAAGAAAAACAGAGUGUUUUCCAUGGUGAGUGAAGAGAGGAUACGAGGAGAGGAAUCAAAGGUGGCAGCUUUGGAGAGCAGCGGAAGAAUGAGCGGAGCCCCUGUCGGAGCACGGCAGCGGCGGAGGAAGGAGGCGGUGGAGCUGUGUCUGAGGUUGAUGUGCAUGGCUUCUUCCAUUGUUGCAGUGUCUCUCAUGGUUACUGCAAAACAAGCUACCAAUGUCUCCAUCUAUGGCUUCAGCUUCCCCAUUAAUUCAAAGUGGUCCUUCUCUCAAUCAUACGAAUAUCUUGUUGGGGUUUCAGCUGCUGUUGCUGCUCACUCAUUGCUACAACUACUGAUUGGAACAUCAAGAUUUGUUAGGAAUUCCUCUAUCAUUCCCUCAAGAAACUAUGCAUGGCUUAUUUUUGCUGGGGACCAGGCAUUUGCUUAUGCAUUGAUGAGUGCUGGAUCUGCUGCAUCUGGGGUGACCAACCUGAACCGAACCGGAAUCCGGCACACGGCGCUGCCGAAUUUCUGCAAGCCAUUGCACAAGUUCUGUGACCAUGUUGCCAUCUCCAUAGCCUUCACUUUCACCAGCUGUUUCUUGCUGGCUAUUUCUGCUGUCCAAGAUGUAAUUUGGCUCACCCAACACUCUUCAUGAGUUUUACUUCAAUAUAUAACUAAUUAUAUAUAUAUAUUUAUAUAACAAAAUCAUAUGAAAAUAUAUAUUGGCCUUAUGUGAAUGUAUUAUAUGGGAGUAUUAUGUUUGUUAUGAUCAAUCUUC
Messenger RNA from Arachis stenosperma, 942 nucleotides. Its product is annotated as CASP-like protein 3A1. The transcript is spliced from 3 exons. The record is from RefSeq and is a predicted model, not a curated record. The coding region runs from base 202 to 819 and encodes 205 amino acids. NCBI's taxonomy places the organism in Eukaryota, Viridiplantae, Streptophyta, Magnoliopsida, Fabales, Fabaceae.